AUGGUCUUAGUGUCUCUUCUUCAAUCUCCUGCACAGCGCUUUGACUUAUUCAACUGGGUAACAGAGAUCAAGUUAUGGGAACGAAGAUUUGAAGGUGUCGAAUAUAACUGGGUCCCAAGAACAGCUAACAAAGCAGCAGAUCAGCUUGCACGGAAUCAACGUUUAUCAACCAUCGAUUUCUUUUAUCACCAUUUAAUCCCACCAUGUAUUGCAACUGCUCUGUACGUUGACUCUGUUAAUCAAUAA
This is a messenger RNA of Arabidopsis thaliana (thale cress), 246 nucleotides long. RefSeq names its product reverse transcriptase-like protein. Bases 1 to 246 code for a protein of 81 amino acids. The transcript has a single exon. Gene Ontology annotation, molecular function: RNA-DNA hybrid ribonuclease activity; nucleic acid binding. NCBI's taxonomy places the organism in Eukaryota, Viridiplantae, Streptophyta, Magnoliopsida, Brassicales, Brassicaceae. The record is from RefSeq and is marked reviewed.